This is a messenger RNA of Oncorhynchus keta (chum salmon), 771 nucleotides long. Its product is annotated as protein unc-13 homolog A-like. NCBI's taxonomy places the organism in Eukaryota, Metazoa, Chordata, Actinopteri, Salmoniformes, Salmonidae. Gene Ontology annotation, molecular function: calmodulin binding; syntaxin-1 binding; diacylglycerol binding. Gene Ontology annotation, biological process: synaptic vesicle priming; synaptic vesicle maturation; synaptic transmission, glutamatergic. The transcript is spliced from 3 exons. The record is from RefSeq and is a predicted model, not a curated record. Gene Ontology annotation, cellular component: plasma membrane; neuromuscular junction; presynaptic active zone cytoplasmic component. Bases 237 to 602 code for a protein of 121 amino acids.
CCCCCCCCAGUCUAUGGCCUCUCAGAAUGCUCGGAAGGUUGGAAUCACCACGGCGAUGGCCUGCAGCACCCUUGGCAAUGAGGACCUGAAGAGUCAUGUGUACAAGAAGACUCUACAGGCUCUGAUCUACCCCAUCUCCUGCACCACGCCCCAUAACUUUGAGGUGUGGACGGCCACCACACCCACCUACUGCUAACGAAUGUGAGGGGCUGCUGUGGGGCAUCGCCCGCCAGGGUAUGAGGUGCUCUGAGUGCGGGGUCAAAUGUCACGACAAGUGCCAGGACCUUCUCAAUGCCGACUGCCUGCAGAGGGCAGCGGAGAAGAGUUCUAAGCAUGGAGCGGAGGACCGAACCCAGAACAUCAUCAUGGUUUUAAAGGACAGGAUGAAGAUCCGAGAGAGGAACAAACCAGAAAUCUUCGAGCUCAUCCAGGAAGUGUUUAGUGUCAUCAAGGCGACGCACGGCACUCAGAUGAAGCAGAUCAAACAGAGCAUGCUCGAUGGGACGUCCAAGUGGUCGGCCAUGAUCAGCAUGACUGGUAAAACAAGGACUGGGAUUGAGAUUGAGAUUAUAUUUGGUAGGUGUUGGGAAUUUAGAAUAUGAGGGGGUGUUGGUUACUGACUGACAGUAGGAACAGUGCAUCAGUAGACUUGUCUUUGCCAACCAGAGAAUAAAUGAUAUUUGAGUACUUUCUUUAGCAUAUGCUCUUAUGCAAAGUGUGUUUGGUGUGUAAGGACACUGAAACGACCAAUUAGCUCAUACACUCUGUGUG